AUGAAGCAAACCUCGUAUUUGUUGAUGAUUAUGGCCGCCGUAGAAGCUGGGAAGAUUCUUGUAUACAGCCCCUCUGUCAGCUAUAGCCAUCUGAUUAUGAAUGGGAGAAUAGCCGACACGCUAGUCAAAGCAGGACAUGAUGUGGUGAUGUUUAUUCCUGAAUACGUCAAAGCAACAUCGAAAUUUGAUGAGACGCUGGCCAAAAUUGUGAGGAUGAACAACAUCAAACUGAUGGCACGACGACAAGAGUUGGAAUAUCUCAAAGAUUACGGGUUUGAUGCAGCUUUCACAGAACAGAUUGACUUUUGCGGCGUUGGAGUCAUAAGGUAUCUUGGUAUUCAAAAUCUGCUAUGGAUCUCAUCAACACCGCUGAUGGAAACUGUAAGCUACAACUUAGGUGUACCUUCGCCCACAUCUUAUGUUCCAGUGGUGGAAGAAAGCGAUAAUGGAGAUACGAUGAGCUUUUGGAGAAGAGCGUUGAAUAUGUAUAUGUAUAUAGGAACAAUCUAUAUUCAUCGACGUGGAACCGACCUCACCACAGAGGUAUUUCGCAAAAUCGACCCUGAUUUUCCUCACGUUCGCGAAAUUGCUGCUAAUGCUAGCCUCUGCUUCGUGAACGCUGAUGAGAUGUUCGAUCUUCCACGGCCAAUCAUCCAUAAGCUAAUUUACAUAGGUGGAUUGCAUAUAAGUAACCCUAAACCGCUGGACGAGAAGUUCAACACUGUAAUGAAUAAAGGGAAGAAAGGAGUGGUAAUCGUUUCACUGGGCACCGUUGUCCCCUUCCACGUUCUUCCCGAGGGAGUGAAAUUAGGAUUUGCAAAUGUGGUUAGAUCAAUGCCUGAUUACCACUUCAUACUGAAAGUUAGCAAAGGUGAUACCAGUACAUCAUCUUUCUUCGAAAACGGAUCCAAUUGUGACUUUAUUGAGUGGUUACCUCAAAGCGACAUUUUAGCCCACCCCAGAUUGAAGCUUUUUGUUACACACGGCGGCAUCAACGGGCUGACAGAGGCUCUACUCAGAGGAGUCCCACUUGUGGUCAUUCCGAUGUUUGGGGACCAAUUUCGCAACGGGCGGAACGUUGAAAAGCGCGGAGUGGGAAAGGUACUUCCAAAAUGGGCACUAUCGGAGGAUGCGAUAAGAGCUGCUAUACAGGAAGUACUGAAUAAUGAUAGCUACAAACAGAAUGCUCUUCGCAUGUCAAAGCUGAUGCAAACUAAACCAUUUUCUGCGGAAGAACGUCUCGUUCAGUGGACCAAUUUUGCUCUGAAAAAUGGUGCAUUAGAUGUUUUACACGUAGAAGGCUCUCGGAUGAAUUCUAUAGCAUAUUUUAAUAUUGAUGUGAUAGCUUUCAUUUUGUUGAUCAUGUGCUUAAUUUCUACUGCUGUUGCUAAGUUGUUAUUAGCCAUUAGACGAAGAUAUCUCAUUGAGAAAGUGAAAAAGAAUUAG
Cylicocyclus nassatus is the source of this 1446-nucleotide messenger RNA. The record is from the annotation of a GenBank genome assembly. NCBI's taxonomy places the organism in Eukaryota, Metazoa, Nematoda, Chromadorea, Rhabditida, Strongylidae.